Pseudoliparis swirei is the source of this 3405-nucleotide messenger RNA. RefSeq names its product ADP-dependent glucokinase (gene adpgk). Gene Ontology annotation, cellular component: endoplasmic reticulum. Gene Ontology annotation, molecular function: ADP-specific glucokinase activity. NCBI's taxonomy places the organism in Eukaryota, Metazoa, Chordata, Actinopteri, Perciformes, Liparidae. The transcript has 8 exons. Gene Ontology annotation, biological process: glucose metabolic process. The record is from RefSeq and is a predicted model, not a curated record. Bases 188 to 1687 code for a protein of 499 amino acids.
GUAGCUGUCUCUUCUGACCAUUCCGCGCCUCCAAUGUACCGACUCCGACUUCUCCGGUUAUUCUCGACCCACCGGCGGCACUCGGCCCACUGAGUGCUGUUUGUGUACCUCACCGGGAAGCGGGACUCUCUUCCUGACUUACUGAACUCGGAGCCUUCCCGGUAUUCUCGGAGUGUGUGUGAGCAUCAUGUGGAAGACGGCUUCAGCCACGGCCCUGCUGGCGUUGGUCGUCGGCUACUUCUACCACGACAACCCGGACCUGCCGGAGCAGAUCCUGCGGUACGUCGGCCUGCCGGACUUCCAGUCGUCGUCCCCGAGUCAGGACAGCGUGGAGCAGGUGAUCGCCGCCGCCUGGGAGGCUCUGAUAACGCUGCCGACCCAGCAGUGGAGCAAAGUGGCAGUGGGGGUGAACGCCUGUGUGGACGUGGUGGUCUCCGGCGUGGGACUGCUGCAGGCUUUGGCGGUGGAUCCCGGCGCCGGCCUGGACCACGAGGUGCUGCACUCCAAGGAGCACUUGAAGGAGGCCUUCAUCUAUUACAUGGAGCGCGGCGCCGCCGCCGAGCGCUUCUUCAGCGACCCCGAGGCCUUUCAGAGGAUCGCGCGCGCGGCUGCGGAAUACCCUGGUGCGAAGCUGUACGUGGGAGGGAACGCCGCUCUCAUUGGCCAGAAGCUCGCCACCUACCCUGAUAUCACGGUGUUGUUAUGUGGGCCAGUUGGUCCGAAACUCCUCGAGAUGCUGGACGAGCAGAUCCUCGUUCCCCCCGAAUCUCUGCAGGAGACGGACGAAUACCACCUCAUCCUGGAGUACAAAGCCGGGGAGCAGUGGGGCUCCACUCGGGCCCCUCAGGCCAACCGCUUCAUCUUCUCCCACGACGUGUCCAACGGGGAGAUGAGCUCCCUGGAGACCUUCGUGGCGAGCCUGGACGAGUUCCAGCCCGACCUGGUGGUGCUGUCGGGCCUCCACAUGAUGGAGGGUCAGGGCAAAGAGCUGUGGGAGGAGCGGCUCAAAGAGGCCGUGUCGGCCAUAUCUGACAUCCGUCAUGAUAUUCCCAUCCACCUGGAGCUGGCCAGCAUGACGGACAAAGAGUACAUGAGCCGCAUCAUGCAGGAGCAGGUGAUGCCCAUCGUCAGCUCCAUCGGGCUGAACGAGCAGGAGCUGCUCUUCCUGUCUCAGGCCGGGGGCGGGCCCCACGCCGACCUGGCGGCCUGGCGGGGCGUCCCCGACGUGGGCCGCGUCAGCGACAUCCUCCUCUGGGUGCUGGAGCGGCACGGCCGCAGCGAGCCGUCGUCCGAGUCGGACCUCACCCGCAUCCACUUCCACACGCUGGCCUACCACGUCCUGGCCACGGUGGACGGGUACUGGGGCAACCAGGCGGCGGCGGUGAUGGCGGGCGCGCGCGUGGCCAGCAGCCAGGCGUGCGGCCUCCGCUCCGUCGACGCCGGGAAGGUGUCGCUCAGGGCGCCGCUGGAGUUCCACAGUUCGCACGGCGAGCCCCGGGAGAAGCUGACGCUGGACCCCGAGAAGCCCGUGACCGUGUGGCGCCGGGGGAACGUCACCUUCCACCUGACGGUGGUGCUGGUCUGCAAGGAGCCGCUCCGGACAGUCGGGCUCGGGGACGCCAUCUCGGCGGAGGGACUGGUUUACUCCGAGCUGAAGGCCAGGCGGCCCAUCGUCGAGUUCGCUUGAAACCGGACGUUGUUGGGUUUUGGAGUUCUGGGCUGGGUUCAGGCCUCCGGGCCCAUGAUUCUGUUUCUGUCUUCCUCUCCCCCCCCCCCACCCCCUCUCACUCCCCGGAGCUACGAAUACGUUAAAGAAUGUGAAUCGACGGCGAUAGUUUUUAGAUCCCGCCUGAGGACUCGUCCAGCCGGCUCCGGCCUCCUCUGUUCUCCCUCCUCGAGUCGUCCCGCAGACACAGAAGCCGAGGCAGGUGGUUGACAGAAAGUGGGCGUGGCCGAGCCGCGAGGCGGCCCGACUCUAUGCAACGGCCGCCGCUCGAAGCCAAGCGUCGCAAAACUUCAAAGAGUUUCGUUUUUUUUGUUUGGCUCGGCAUCAUUUACUUCGACCUGCAUAUCUUAAGUAUGCUGUGCCUUGAGAAAACGGAAGAAUUAUAGAAGUUCUGAUAUUUCAUUCAUAUUUUAGAGCCAACUCGACUUAAAUCUUAGAGCGUUACGUCAUAGAUUCACACACACACACACAUAAUGAUUCUGAUUGACUGGAAAGUGAUGAGCGUCUUUCUGUCUGGUAGACUCUUAAGUGGUGUUUUUGAUGUUCUGUGUUUCUUCCACUUUUUUCGGCGCAUUCACGUCAAAUAGUCACGAGGGAGAUCACUUGAAAGCUCGAGCUCUUUUACGAGUAAAAGCUGUUAUCACUAGAUAUACUUAUACUUGACAUUUCUGUUGUAUGUCCCGAGAGGAUACAAGUGUUACACUUGGGGGGGUCAAAUUAUGAAAUUUAAGACUGAUAAAUGCAAACCUGGUUUUGAAGGGGAUCCUUCUUUAUGCAGUCAAGCAAAGUUUACACUCGUGGUAAUUAACGUACAAGUUUAAGGUCAAAGAAAAUGUCAUUUCCAAAUGCGCCGUAUGUUAUCUGGGUUACUGUACAUGUUUCUUUGUUUACUCUUCCAUUGUACUUUUAUUUUCAUUUGUCGCUUUCGCUCACUUCUAAAAAUGUAACGUGGAAACUCUUAAACGCUGGCCAAAGUAACGCAGGGCUGGAAAACGCUUCCUGGCGCUUGCUAAUGGGUACUUACAUGCAUCGUCAUGGGUUUGUUUAUCGUCUUGUCGUUUGAUUUUUGGGAACGUCCGCAUCACGUUCGAUGUUAAGUACUUAGUUGUCGGAAAUAAUUUGUCUGUAUACCUCACAUGGUCACUGACGGCAUGCAAUAAUGGAGUCUUAAUGCCAACGUGCAGCAAAACGGUGUGUGGUGUUUUUGUUGAGCGGAAUAAAUUCUUUUGCACUAGGACAAAGUGGCAGGUGCGCCUGCAAAGGUGAAUGUAACCGUCACUCGGAAUCCUUUCUUUCUGUUUUUUGCAAGUACAAUCUAUUCAAUUUCACUCAUUUUUAUGGUUUGUGUCUCAUUUUUAACCUUUUUUCAGUCACUUGUUUGUCAUUAAAAUGUGAACGGAGAGCAGAGGCCUUGUUGUGCUGCAGAUUGUUGUGCAUAUUUUGGCGACGCUGAAACAACUUAAAGUUAGCGGUGGAACGAUGAGUGGAUUUGUCGAUCGACCUCGCAACUAUUUUAGAAAUAUUUGUCGAGUCGAAAAUCUAAAAUUUCUCUGAUCCAGUUUCUUUGUCUUGUUACCUUCGCAUUGAAAAUGCGGAAGGUUAUGUUUUGAUCGCCAUGUAUUUAUUUGUAUGCUUGUUAUUCGCAGAACUCAAAAAGUAUUAAACCGAAUCGCACAAUA